Messenger RNA from Gigantopelta aegis, 3458 nucleotides. Its product is annotated as metalloreductase STEAP4-like. Gene Ontology annotation, biological process: copper ion import. Lineage: Eukaryota; Metazoa; Mollusca; Gastropoda; Neomphalida; Peltospiridae. The coding region runs from base 1685 to 3301 and encodes 538 amino acids. The record is from RefSeq and is a predicted model, not a curated record. Gene Ontology annotation, molecular function: cupric reductase (NADH) activity; ferric-chelate reductase (NADPH) activity. The transcript is spliced from 2 exons. Gene Ontology annotation, cellular component: endosome; plasma membrane.
ACAAAAAACACAAAAAUCCGCACACAAAACAAACAACAUCCAAACACUAUCACAUUUAUCGCCAAUGACAGGAAAGAUAAUAUGAACAAGAGGGUAUUAUUUAUUAUACUACUACAGCUACCUAGAUCUGUGCCUAACUGGUGCAUAAUAUUAAAAAAAAAAAAUCUGUACAUUGUUAUUCAAUUCAUGACCGCAGUGUUUUGACAGGCGAAGUGCGACGUCGCGCACUAUAGAAUACCUGACACAGGUAUUGAUUUCGAGGUUUCUUUCUGUAUUACGUACUUGCUAUACCGAGUACUUGUGUGUCACCGCGACACUGGCUUUCAAUAAGAUACUCGUGUUUUUGUGUGGGUGUGUUUACUAAAAGAUUCGACGUCACGGCGCGCGGGAUUGUUAGUCCGUCUUUACCUAGCACAAUUUCACAAUCGCUGUCUCCUGGUUCUUACCAACAUCCGUAGAAUAUAAACAAGUCUUUUCUCGAGUUAUUGUGGAAGAAAUACUUUAAAUUUUCUGAAUUUUGUGAGGAAAAAAAAAAUAUUGCGUUUCUGGAACAUACCAUGAUGUUUUGGAACGUAUCCGGUGUUUCUGGAAUGAGCUGUAAAAUUCCAUGGGAUUUGCAGAGCAUAAUGACGUUUUGAAAUCUAUUCUGAUCUUUUAGAACAUACCGUGACGUUUUGGAACACGUUUUAUUGGAAUAUUAUAUAUUCUGACGUACUGAAUAAUAGCCCGACGUUUUGCAACUAGUCCUGAAAUAUAUACUGAAGUAUAGGCCUACCUUGAUGUAUUAUAACAUACCCCGAUGAUUUGGAACAUGCUGUGGUUCAUAUUUGAGUUUUCGUAAACGCGAAGACAGGAAGGGAAAAAAACAACAACAACAAAAACAACAACAAAGACAAAGACAACAAUAACAAUAAUAACAAAAACCUAAAUAAAAAAUUGUUGAUAUUUUGGCGCCCACCCGGUAAUAUUUCAAAGUUCAUCUUCUCUUUAAACUGUAAGUUAGACACUUACUUUUAAGACCGUUAAACCAAAGUGAGAUUCUAGUACUUGAACUAUUUAACACGAAAUGCUUUCCUGUCUGUGGGAAAGUGCAUAUAAAAGAUCCCUUGCUACAUUACGAAAAAAAUGUAGCGGGUUUCCUCUGAUUACUACGAGUGAGAAUUACCAAAUGUUUGACAUCCAAUAACCGAUGAUUAAUUAAUCAAUGUGCUCCAGUGGUGUCGUUAAUCAAAGCAAACUUUAAAAAAAAAGUUUGUUUAACACGAACGACUUAAACUAUUCUACACCCGUGAACAUCUAAAGACAGAAAACAAGAUCUAGCGUCACAUGUCUUUCAAAGCAGAUUCUAUAUUGCCAAGACCCAACCAGUAACAUAGCAUGACUGGCGUUUGCCAUCAUGACAGUAUAAUCAUUUCACCUUCAAUUCGUGACGGCCAUGUUUGAUGGAUCAUCAUUUGUGACAAGAUUACUACGCCGUUAAGUUGACAGUUGGGGUUCUUUUUACGAUGACGACACACUGGCCAAUGCUUCAGUCGAUCGCAAGGUGUCAAGUGCCAGCGGUAAAUCGGCGUGAUGUGAAGGAUAAACCGGUCUGUCCAUACAUCAGCGUCAGUCCAUUGUCGUGGUCGUGUUAAUAACUGUAAAACAGCUGUGUGGGAUAUACGUUUAAGUGUACCAACUGAGGAUGCCCUGCGGUUGCGCCUCCACUAAUAGUACUGGAACAUGGAUGAACGGCAGUAUGUCACAGAAGCUAAUUCGAGACAUGGACGAUAAACCGGCAGGGGUUCAACCCAGGAAAAGACGAAAACCGAUUGGAAUUAUUGGAACCGGAAACUACGGAAGAGCACUCGCAAAAAGACUCGUUUUCUCUGGCUAUGACGUCAUUAUUGGAAGCAGACGACCGCAGUUCCGGCAACUCUCCACGUACGACAAAUGUCUCUGUGACGUAGAACUGACAGACAUUGUGGAUUGCGUGAAGAGAUGUGAUGUCCUCUUCGUCGCAAUCCACGCCGAGAAUUUCAAAGUGACUUUGGAAUCCAUCAGUGACGAGUUUGACGGGAAAACGGUCAUUGACGUGUCAAACCGAGACAGCUGCCUGUCGAGGACGUCCAACACCGAGUAUCUCUCUUCUCUGAUAAAAGACGCCAAGGUUGUCAAAGCGUUUAACGUGAUUUCUUCAUUCGUCAUGGAGAACGACAUCGCCGGGGGAAGCAGACGCGUUUUCGUGGCUGGAGACGAUCCGACGGCUCGCGAUGACGUCUGCAACCUAGCACGUGACAUGGGUUUCGCGCCAAUCGUCAUAGGUGGCGCGGCUUCUGCUCAGAAGAUCGAGGCUUUCGUUUUACAGCGCUUUCCGGGAUGGAAAUGUCCGAUCUUCAUAACGUUUGGCAUUUUUAACUUGUGGUUGUUGUAUGUCGUGUACAUUUACUUCAUCGACAAAACAGCGUAUCGGUGGGACCAGAUCUUCGUCAAAGUGCUCAACAAGCCACUGUGCAUGACGGCCAUUACUGUGAUGGCUCUAGUGUACAUGCCUGGGUGUCUGUCGGCCUUUCUGCAGCUGGUGAACGGCACGAAGCACAAACAUUUUCCAAAAUGGAUGGAUUCGUGGCUGAGGUACAGAAAGCAGUUUGGGGUGAUCUGUUUCGUUCUCGUCUCAACGCACGUAAUCAUGUCUGUGUUGCUGAUGAGCCCCACCUACUAUAGCUCCUGGUUUCAGAGUCCAGCCAUCCACAUCCCGCGUAACACGAGCGAAGACCUACAUCUACCAAUGAAAGUCUGGAUGACGUGGAAGGGCGAAGCCGCCUGCCUCGUAGGCAUUGUCGCUUACGUCAUGCUGUGCGUCACCGCAAUAACCACACUACCUUCAGUCGCGGACACGCUCAACUGGCGGGAAUGGCGUCUGCUUCAGUCGAAGCUGGGUCACGUCAUUCUGGUGCUUUCUGUCACUCACGUGAUCGUCAUGGGCGCGCCAGGGUGGAUUAAAGAAAACUCCGCGAAGAUAAUACAGUCCAUAACAUUUCUCAGUAUAAUCCUACCAACGAUCGUUCUGUUGAUGAAGUUUAUUUUACUCCUGCCGUACGUGAGCUCGUACGUGAGGAAGAUUCGACGCGGCUGGGAGAGAAACCCGAAUCCAGUUGUGUCUGGGAACCGGAAAGGAGAGGAAUACGUCGUGUUACACUGCGACGACCGCCCCAAGGCCAGGUGUGGUGGCAACGCAAGAUGUGGAUGUGGACAAAGUACUAGGCGAGCGCCAGUAUCGAGAGUAAUUCCGACUCCGUGUUGCGGAUGCUCUGUUGUAUAAUACGAGACAAGGCCCAGAGUCAACAUUGUUGCAGCUAUCUUAUACAGGGAGAGAGAGAGAGAGAGAGAGAGAGAGAGAGAGAGAGAGAGAGAGAGAGAGAGAGAGAGAGAGAGAGAGAGAGAGAGAGAGAGAGAGAAUGGGUGGAGAUAGAUAGAUA